This is a messenger RNA of Bacidia gigantensis, 831 nucleotides long. RefSeq lists its product as uncharacterized. The transcript has 2 exons. Lineage: Eukaryota; Fungi; Ascomycota; Lecanoromycetes; Lecanorales; Ramalinaceae. The record is from RefSeq and is a predicted model, not a curated record. Bases 1 to 831 code for a protein of 276 amino acids.
AUGGCAGCGUUACCAUUGGAGCUGAUCCUCGAGAUUCUUAAAUUGUCCAUGGUAGGUACAAGCCUAGUAGACUUGGAGAUGCUUGUUCUGGGAAACAAAACUACGCUAUGCGGAUCUCCGAUCGUCAACGAACCCUUCGCAGUUCAGGCACUGAAGGAGCACCAAAAUGACUGGGCUGUAGCUAACAGCAUAUGCCACGCCUGGAGACAGAUAGGAAGGAAGGCAUUCUUCGAAUCGAAAGUCUUCCUUAUUGGGCCAAACCUGAUGAAACGCCUCAACACAGGGAGGGUGAAAUCGAUGAGUUCCGAAAAUCAAACCCUGCUCUUCACACAUCUGCGUCGCGUCAUUAUUCCCGUCCCUAGCAUUUUACCACUUGAAAGGAACGGCAGCGAAGCUCAAUGGCUCAACUUACACCAUUUCAAUGUGCUGACUGGAGUCCAAAGCGCGCAGCUACUUUUGUUUGCCAACUGGGGUCGUAACGAAAAGAUGUUUGUUGGGAAAAAGCACAUCACGCAAGAUCUACCAAAUGCCACCGACGUACCAUUUCCAGAGUCUUUCCUCCAAGUCCUGCAGGGAGACAUUGGUUUAGACACCGAUCGAAUUCAACCCAGGUUCCUGGUCUCCUGGAGCCGAUGCCGCGAGUUAUCAUGUGAUGCGAAUGAACUCGCAGACAGAGAAUACGCCUUCUUGUUCAUGCUAUGGGUAGGUUUACGGCGUUUCACUGACCGGGGGUGCGACGGCGGAGUUUUCGUUCGCCUUACCACGGGGAGGAACGACAAGAGUUUGUUCGGAGUUUUCCUGGUAAGAUCUACCCCGAAAAUGGCGAUGUGA